Molecule: messenger RNA, 3158 nt
Organism: Frieseomelitta varia
Lineage: Eukaryota; Metazoa; Arthropoda; Insecta; Hymenoptera; Apidae
Product: sodium-independent sulfate anion transporter-like
Exons: 8
Coding region: 314-2035 (573 amino acids)
Biological process (GO): transmembrane transport
Cellular component (GO): membrane
Molecular function (GO): sulfate transmembrane transporter activity
Source: RefSeq, a predicted model, not a curated record
GAAAGUCCCUCCUCGAGUUUCAGUACAUGUGUUGGUUCAAUACAUUCGUCGGUUCGAAACGUUUGUUAUCUAUCGAGCUUGAUAAUUGCAAAUUAAACGUUUUAUCUGAACGUUGAUCUUGCAGCUGAAAAUUUAUUUCUCCGUGUCUCGGUUUGAAUUGCAAUUGUGGCGUGCCAGUGCGAGAAACGUGAACGAGAACAGUGAAAAAAGAACACGAAUUUUUAUUUUACCGAAAAGGAUUGUGUAUUUCGUGAUUCUAAAUCGAUUUAGAAUCGCUUUAUCGAUCAAGAGAGGAUUUAAGCGCGUUUAAAUCAUGGUGCUGUGGAGGAACGUGACUUCCGGAUUCGAUUUGAAGCAGCUUCUUUUACGGAGGAUACCGAUCCUGGCAUGGCUGCCUCGGUACAGUUUGUCCAAACUUUUGCAAGACGUUUUGGCAGGAUUGACCGUUGGCUUGACUGCUAUACCACAGGGCAUAGCUUACGCAAUUGUGGCCGGACUUCCAGCACAGUACGGCCUCUACAGCAGUUUCAUGGGGUGCUUCGUCUACCUGGUGUUCGGUAGCUGCAAAGACAUCACGGUGGGGCCCACGGCAAUAAUGGCUUUACUCUCGCAAAAUCAUGUUAUAAGACUUGGAGAUGAUAUCGCGGUGCUUCUCUGCUUCCUGACUGGCUGCGCGAUCACGUUCAUGGGACUGCUUCAUUUGGGAUUUCUUGUAGAAUUCGUUAGCAUGCCAGUGAUUUCUGGAUUCACUAACGCAGCUGCCUUGAUAAUUGGAACGUCUCAGCUGGGCACGUUGCUCGGCCUGAAUGGCAGAAGCGAUUCGUUUGUCGACGCGGUUGCUAAAGUUGUCGAUCAUAUAGACAAAGUCACUCUGUGGGACCCUCUGCUAGGUGUCUGUUCGAUGAUCGUGCUCGUUUGUCUCAAGAAAUUACCUGGGAAGAAAACCGGAACGCCGUUGCAAAAAUUCAUGUGGGUAACGUCGUUGGCUAGGAACGCUGUGGUCGUCAUUGUUGGAAUAGUAUUGAGUUAUUCGUUGUUCUCCUACGGUGUCAAGCCGUUCAAAAUUACUGGAAACAUAACGGAGGGUUUGCCACCGUUCUCUCCGCCGCCGUUCUCUCUUGUAAAAGGGAAUCACACGUAUAACUUCGAGGAGUUAAUCGGUGAACUGGGAGGCACUGUCAUCUUGGUCCCGUUUAUCGCAAUUCUGGAGAGCAUUGCUAUUGCCAAAGCUUUCGCCAAAGGGAAGACCGUUGAUGCUAAUCAAGAGAUGCUGGCUUUGGGACUUUGUAACAUUUUCGGGAGCUUUUCUCGAUCAAUGCCAACCACAGGCAGCUUUACAAGGACCGCCGUAAACAACGCUUCGGGUGUAAAAACACCGAUGGGCGGUGUAAUUACCGGAUGCCUGGUGCUUUUAGCGUGCGGCCUUCUGACCUCGACUUUCGAAUUCAUCCCGAAAGCAACGCUCGCUGCAGUGAUUAUAGUCGCCAUGUACUACAUGCUUGAUCUUCAUAUUUUCACCGUGCUUUGGAGAACGAAGAAAAUUGACUUGAUACCUUUGACGGUGACUUUGUUGAGCUGCCUGGCAAUUGGUCCAGAAUACGGCAUGAUUGCUGGGAUCGCGGUAAAUCUAAUUCUCCUGCUCUAUUUCGCGGCCAGGCCUGGCUUAUUGAUCGAGGAACGUGUUGUCGAUGGGCUGACGAUCCUGUUUGUAUCGCCGAAACAAUCACUGAGUUAUCCAGCUGCGGAAUACCUUCGUGAACGGGUGAUGUCGUCGUGUGACGGCAGAACUAUUCCCGUGAUAGUGGAAGGUCGUCACGUGCUUAGAAUCGAUGCGACCGUCGCCAAGAACCUCGCUUUGCUUCUGACCGACUUGGAGGCGAGGGAUCAGAAGCUGGUCUUCUGGAAUUGGUGCGAGGAAGCCAAGAGAACUUUGAUAAGCUACGACGCCACCCUGACGAUGUCCUUCAGAAGUUCCGGCAGCAUAGCACAGAUAUUUUCAGGUAGACUCGCGUCGACCCAUGUUCCACGCGAGUGAAAUUUUCUGAAUCUAACGAAUGCGCGGGACACUUUCCUUGGAAUGUUCCCCGAUCGCGUGUCCACCACGACGAAAGAGUUCUCGAUCGCUUUUCGCUUUACAAACCGAUUCCUCGUCCCGACGGCAGAAAUCUCACGUUGGAACGUCGAACGUGUUUUAUUUAAACGACGGAACACGGUGCCUCGGUCAAGAUUACAGCCCUCCAUGGAGCCUUGGUCGCCUUCAAUUUGCCCUUCGAUGCGUCAAGAUCCAUUGAAAUUGCUCGAACACGGAGGCUGGGGGUAAGUGCUAUUUCAAGUGCAGCAUCUCGACCGAUCGUUUUACGAGGCGAUGGCUAAGAGAUCGUGUGCCUUUUAAUGCCUUUAUGGGGAGUUUAGCGGGAUAAAAACAACACGUUUUUUAUGUCUGUGAAGCAAGAGGAAGAGAUGAAUUUACCGACACGAAACGAUGAUGUUUUUUUCUUUUCACGUUGUGAAACGUUCGUGCAUAUUGUCAUAUUCUUUUGUAUAAAGUUUUUGUAACGAGAAUCCAAUUCAAAGUUUCAUUCGAGGAUCUGCACUGUCAAUUUAGCAAGUAUACAAUCAACGCAACUUUUAUAUUCACAUUGUUUUAUCUAAAAUCGGCUUCUUUCUUUUCUUUUUACGCCGCAAUGGCACAGAAUGGAAAAUUACAAUUCAUUUUAAAAUUUUAAAAUUUCGAGAAAGAAGGUAAUUAUUCCACGAGGAGAAAAAAAAAAUAGCAAAAGUUUACUCUGUGUUAGAUUUUAUAAAAUCCUAAUUUUUUAGUCAUUACUUUAAAUGGCACUCGUUUCAAAGAUAUUACACAUCUUUUGUUCUUAUCUUGCUAAUUUAACUUAAUUUUCUGCUUUAGACGGGAAAACGUGAGGUAUAAUCAUGUUUUUUAAAUUUACAAAUUGAUAUGAUCUUUUUCAAUUUCCCUCCGAUUAUUACGGAAUGAGCGUGAUCGCGUGUUGUUUUGCGUUCGGCGAUAAGUAAUGAUGGAUUUGAUAUUCGACGUAGAUUCUUUAAACUUUAACUAUCAUGGCUGAAAAUUUAUCGUCGCAUGUGUUUUUUUACAAUUAAACACUUGAUAAAGUUGAACAAAUUUAAUAAAAUGUUUUAUU